AUGGCCCCCAGCAAACCCACCCAGUGGGCGAAUGCCCUUUUUGUACUGGCCGCCCUUGCCACCCUCACAGCACUGCCCACCACGGCCGCCCGCGCCCUGCUCGCUGACCAGGCGACAGCCCCAACCAGCGAAGACUCACUUGUCUCAAGGUUCGACGGUGUGGACUUCCUGGACCCCCUCCAGCUCGCCGACAAGGUCCCCCAGAUCGGGAGCGACUCCUUCCAUGGGGACGGCACCGCCUUCUCCGACGCUGUCAACAACACGGGGGCCGCCUUCGCCUGCAGCUUCCGCUACCUGAACAACUGGGCCAGCCAGUACUUUGUGGCCAUGAACGAGGAACAGUGGAAUGAUGGCCUGGUCUGCGGCUCCUGCGUUCGCGCCCGCUGCGUCGACCCCAAGUGCCCCGUCCAGAACGUCGACAUCGUGGCCAUGGUGGUGGACCGGUGCCCCGAGUGCUCCUACGGCGACCUGGACUUCUCCUACCCUGCCUACUCCGCGGUCACCGGCUCCUGGCCCAACCGCCUGAAGGUGUCCUGGGAGAAGGUGGACUGCUCCGCCUUCAUCGACGGCACCAUCCGCAUGUGGCCCAAGGACGGCGUCAACCCCUUCUGGCAGGCCUUCUACUUUGCCAACUCCAAGUACCAGAUCCAGAACGUCACCCUCGACGGCGUGCCCCUCACCCGCCAGACCUUUGGCUUCUGGAUCCACCCGGGCACCGCCCCCACCGGGCCCUCCUCCCUCGUCUUCACCGCGGUGAACGGGGCCACCGUCAAUGCCACGCUCAACAGCGUGUGGGAUGCCCAGGACCUGGACGUCCAGUUCCCAGAGGUAACCGACGCCGCCCCCGUGGCCACGGCGGGCCGCCGGUGA
Auxenochlorella protothecoides is the source of this 870-nucleotide messenger RNA. Its product is annotated as Expansin-like protein 1. NCBI's taxonomy places the organism in Eukaryota, Viridiplantae, Chlorophyta, Trebouxiophyceae, Chlorellales, Chlorellaceae. The record is from RefSeq and is a predicted model, not a curated record. The transcript has 3 exons. Bases 1 to 870 code for a protein of 289 amino acids.